UGUUAACUCAAUAUUUUACUAAUAGUUGUUUAACAUUUAAAGUUAACACUCAUUUGUGUAAAACAACAUUUGUUGUAAAAUAUUGUAUAGGAUUUACCUAAAACUAUCAUGUAAUUUUAAAGAUGUUCUAGUGCAAAGUGGUCCAUGGAUAUAUGACAACAUUAUGACUUACAAAAUGUGUUGGAUAUGAAAUUGGAUAUGGACUUAUUUUAUAAACGGACCAGAGAAGUUAAUCUCGGAGCUAAGCUUACAAGACAUGCCAGUGUAUAUAAUUCUUUAAGUUGGAAGACACAAAGUUUGCAAGUAAUGUAAUAUACUAUGGCAUUUUACAUCAUUAUUUUUUUUUCAGAUUUACCUCAGAGCUUAGCUUACAAGACAUGCCACACAAAGUUUGCAAAUAAUGGCUUCUUAUAGCCCUAAACUUUUAGAAAAGAAAUACAAUAACUGGGUUAAAUCUCAGUUAGCAGUGUUGAUUACUAAAGAAGGUAUUGAACCUUUUGUUUGCAAUGAAAUCAAACAAUUCCAAUUGAAAUGCUUAGAUGAUAUAUGUUACCAAAAUGGACUAUUUAGUGGGACGUUGUGUUCGAAUUGCUGUACGGAAAAUGUUAUUAAAUGUCCAACAAAUAGAAUAUGUAAUGUUAGACGUGGACAAUGCAGUUAUCAUCGAAAUGCUGCAACAAGGUAUAAUCCUGUCGGCUGCCCGAACAAGAUAUGCCAUAAUUUCACAACUGAGAUACAGAAUGCGCAUAGGUACGCUGGUCCAUCUUACAAAAACACUGAUGCUUCACAGUGGUGUAGUAGUUUCUGGGAAGUGGCGAAAUGCUUCAUGCCUCCAGAUGGGUAUAAAGAUAAAACAUCUACAGCAGAAACAGACUUCAAUGGUAUAAUCAGCGUUAUUCUCAAUUACAAAGGCUUCCAGGGGAAAAUACAUGAGAACCUCAACAAUAAGAAGAAUAUGUUUGAGGAGGCAAGAGAAAUUGGAAGAAAAGUACGACAUUCCUCAACACUUGAAGUAGAGGAUACAGAUCUUCAAAACUACUUCAAACUAUUACAGAAUCUACUUUCUGAUAAAGUAUAUUUAGCUACAGACACGCAUGCGCAGAAUGCUAAAAAGAAACUGACAGAGUUAGAAAAUGACACUUUAGUCAUUGGUAAAGAUGAUGUAAGAAAAGUACUAGACGAUGUGGCAAAGGCAAUUCAAGACAAGAUGAAGGCUGGAUUAGACGAGCAAUAUGACAGAAUUAAACUAGAUAUGAUAAAAAGAAAACAAGAUCUUCUAUCUCUGCAGUCACAAUUAAAAGAUAAAGCUGAUGCUUCUGUUAAAAGAAUGCAUGAAGAACGGGACAAAGAAGUUGGGAAAAUUCAUGAACAAGGAGAAAAAGAACGAGCAGACCUGGCUGGAUUAGGAGAGACGUUAUGCAAAAGACUUAAAACAGCAAAUAAAGACGAGAAAAAAAAGGAAUAUAUUGAUUCUAAACAAAAUCUGAAGGAUGAACUUAUAGACUGGUACAACACCUAUCAGAGUACAGUUCCUCUUUCACCACUCACAGAUGAUGACCAUACCCCUCUAGCUGGGUUCUACAUUAUGCCAGAAAUUGACAUACAGACGAAUCUUCCAGGUGGAAGGAAAGAAACAACUAGAGUCAAGUCGUUACAGGACCUGUUUACAUCGGGUAGAAAAGUUUCAAGGGAAAUAUAUUUAUCAGCGGUCGCUGGAUUUGGGAAAACAGCAUUUUCAAAAUAUCUCGCUAUAACAUGGUGUCAAGCUCAUAAAAAGGAUGAAAAUUAUAACCAUUUUAAAAAAGAAGAAUUGGAGGCGAUAUCUGGCUUUGAGUUUUUAUUUCUAGUGCUAUUGAGAGACGUAGAUACAGAAUGUGAUGUUGACAACAUGAUUGAACAACAAAUCAUAAAUAAUCUUCGUUGUAAAUCUGAAAUACCAAAAACUCUUUUAAAUGACAUUUUACGCAAUGAAAAAUGUCUUGUUUUACUAGAUGGACUUGAUGAAUGGUUCAUCCUGACAACGAUUGUUCAAGACUUCCAAAAAGUAUUCCUCAUCGGUAUGCACGUGAAAAGUGUGUAAUCCUAACAACGACCCGGCCAUGGAAGCUUGGAGUCUCAAACUUGAAGACUAAUCAAGUAGACAAAACAGUGGAGCUAGUUAAACUAGAUAAACAAAAUGUAAGGCAGUUUAACCUAAACGCAAUGAAAAUAUUGAAA
Molecule: messenger RNA, 2217 nt
Organism: Ruditapes philippinarum (Manila clam)
Lineage: Eukaryota; Metazoa; Mollusca; Bivalvia; Venerida; Veneridae
Exons: 5
Coding region: 401-2080 (559 amino acids)
Source: RefSeq, a predicted model, not a curated record